Messenger RNA from Asterias rubens (European starfish), 1804 nucleotides. Its product is annotated as tripartite motif-containing protein 3-like. The transcript has 2 exons. The coding region runs from base 410 to 1297 and encodes 295 amino acids. The record is from RefSeq and is a predicted model, not a curated record. Gene Ontology annotation, biological process: proteasome-mediated ubiquitin-dependent protein catabolic process; protein polyubiquitination. Gene Ontology annotation, molecular function: ubiquitin protein ligase activity. NCBI's taxonomy places the organism in Eukaryota, Metazoa, Echinodermata, Asteroidea, Forcipulatida, Asteriidae.
AACAGUUCCUGUUUUUUUUUUACAUUUCAUGAAAAUCCUCAUCUUCCUAUACUGUGCAGAAAUCCCCUUUGAAGUAUAACCGCAUGUUAGGGACUUAUACUCAACAAUGUAUGAAAGUCUUCACUUCAGUUCUGUUUCGUCAUCAGGAAGUGUAAGAUUUUCAAGUACUUGCUUAAUGUUUCGCCUAUGUUUUUCAGUGAAUAAUCAGACAACCAGUUCACUUGUCCAUUCACUAGUCCAUAUUUCACUGUGAGUAGUGAUGCUUUACAAUGCUGAACUAGCCAGCUUGAAAACUUGGACAGAGUUCUGAUCAGCUAGUGCUUGGCUAGCUGGACCAAGGCUACGAGAGAACAUUGUUCUGUUUUCUGGACAAGUGUGAAAUAAUAUUGAUCUGAAGUUUCAAUUCAAAAUGGAGAACAAAGGCACAGAGACGUAUACGGGUCAGGAGGUCAACAAAGGCCAACUGGAGGGUCAGGGGUCAUCAAAGAAAUGGAGUUUGAAGACGGAGAUUACUCGAGGGGUUGAUCCGAUGAAGAACCUGGUCGGAUAUUGCACUGAGAUAUCCGUCUUCUCUGAUGGUGACAUCAUCAUUGCAGACAACGGUCGUAGCGUGUUGGUCACUCUAAACGCCGAGGGUCAACUUCAUGAGGUCAAGUCGGCAAAAAACCAACCUGACACUGGUGACCUCACUGGAGUUACGGUCAACAAGGAAGACCAAAUACUCAUCCUGGAAAACCAAACGAUCAAGAUCUUCAGUCGGAGCGGCGAGUUCAUACGCGAGUUUACGACUAGCCUGAUGAAAACAUCGUAUGCUAUCCCAACAUGCAUUACAGUUGAUGAUGGCAAAGGUCAUAUAGCUGUUGGAGACGAGGUCAAUGGGGUGAUACACCUCUUUGACCCUGACGGCGCACACAUCGUAAGCAUCAUCGCUAAAAUGAUCGGGGACUACCUCACUGUCGGUAGCAAACAGAAUUUUCUGUACACCGAUUUCCAUGCAAGGAAACUACUGUCUAUUGACGAUCACGGUAAUGCGUUAUUCACUGUGAAUACAGUGGAUGAACACAAUAAGCCAAUCCAGCCGUGUGGUGUGUGCUGCGACAGCAACGGAGACAUCUACAUCUCCGCACAGACCGGCGCCAAGAUGGACCAAGGCGAGAUUCACCACUUUGACCCCGAGGGGAAGUACAAAGGUCGGGUCAUCAGCGGACUGAAAAACCCUUUUGGAAUUGCUUUCACACCUUCUGGUGGCCUCGUGGUGGCUGAUGGUCUCUCAGUGAAAAUAUUUUGCUAUAUGUGAUAUGACCCCCCGAAUAUCACUCUGAAACAUCGACUACUGCAAAGCCAUCUGUAGCUACAGGUUGUCAGAUUGCCAAACUACAACAAAUCCAAAACCACGCAGCCCACUUAAUAACUGGAUGUAGAAAAUUCAAACACAUCAUGCCCAUCCUUCAACAAUUCCAUUGCCUUUCCGUUUCUGACAGAAUCAAGUUCAAAAUAAUGCUCUUUGUCUGGAAAUGCCUUCACUCCUCAGCACCUGUCUAUCUCAACAACCUUCUCUCCAUUUAUCAUCGCGACAGCUGACUCCAUAAACUGUUUGACACAACAACACUUACUCCCACCAUCUGUAAGAAAGUGGUUGGUCAGGGUGCUUUUGGAUAUAGCGACCCCCCACCUAUGGAACAAACUCCCUCCAGAAAUCCGCUAGCCUGACUCAAUCAUGAAAUUCAAAAAAUUGUUCAGGGCCUUGAUCUAGUGUCUAGGAUAUGUGCGCUUUAUAAGAACUUUGUACAUGUAUUAUUAUUUU